GGUCACACCCGAAGUUCUACCUUUCCUGCGUUGCCCACAUGUGCAUAUAAUACGUGCUAAGCGUAUUUAAUUUUUUUCGUUUCAUGCACAUGAAAUAUUCAGCAACGUAGAGCAACAGCUGCAGUGCCGAGGAGAGAACUUGUGAUUGCGGCCCACUCUGUUCCUAUCGUCAAACAAAUACAUCCUAAUUCGCUAACUUGUUGGGACGGACCAUGAAAACAACCAACCUCGGCCUGUACGCUUUCCGUUUAACCUUCGGUCAGGCGCCGUCGCUGUCCACACAGGCAACGUCGCACUGCAGCCAUGGAUUCACCACCAGCUCUUCGGCACCAAACCGUGUGGUGACGCGCUCUGCAACCAUGCUGGCGCUUUUUGGCAUCGCCCUGUCCUCAUUCAGCCUGAAGCAGCUUCUCGCCAAGAAGCAGAAACACCAGGGCCUCCGCAAGCUCUAAGCUAAAGCAGAAUGGGUAUCUAGCCUAGGUAGAGCGGGAGAAGAGCCGCUGCGAUUAGGCCAUGUCUUGAAGCCGCAUCCGACUCACUCAUCACCCACCAUCAUAUGUAUAUUUGCCUAUUUUAAGCCAUUCAUCACUCAAACACACAAUCGGAUCAGGCACGCAGCAGGUGCCGGGCAUGUUCAUUUAUUUUAAUUUGCUUGUUGAUUUUAAGACCCAGGCAGGACAACUUCUCGGGUACAUACAUAGAUGUAUUUUCUUGAUUACACAUGCACACCACUCGCUCGCAGCGCCAACUAAAAGGAAUAAUUUGUGAUAAAUCUUAUAUGAGUGUAGCCAAAACAUGGCAAGCUAAACAGAGGUCGGAAACAAAAAGUCGCUAAAUUUAUGAAAAUCCCAAAUUAUUAUUAAACUUUUAGUUAUGUAUAGUUUGUGUAUUUGAGUCUAUCAUAUAUGUAUAUUUAGUUACAAAAUUGUAAACAGAACAGAGAAACGACUAAGAAGGAAUAGAAACAUUAAUGACACCGACGGAUAUAAAAUCGUGGGGCACUCUUCGUGCACUUUGCGUGAAACAGUAUCCAAUAAAUCCAAGAAACAAACUAGUUAUAGUUAUAUAUUCAAAUAAAAACAUUAUAUUCAGCUGGAAA
This is a messenger RNA of Drosophila bipectinata, 1099 nucleotides long. RefSeq lists its product as uncharacterized. NCBI's taxonomy places the organism in Eukaryota, Metazoa, Arthropoda, Insecta, Diptera, Drosophilidae. The record is from RefSeq and is a predicted model, not a curated record.